UUGACGGACGAUGACGAAGAUGAUAAAGAGGACAAUCGUGAUGCACGAUCUAGUCCAGAUCUAGACUCUCCUGGUCGAAAGUCGGAUUGUUUCAUUUUCGACCCCGAGGCCUAUCCGAGCACUACGUCCACAGCGACCAUUAGCUGUCGUCGCCCUCUUCGGCCUAGCAGCAUGACAACAAUUCAUGAUGCCGCCAUUACCGCGACUUCCACUGCCAGGGGCGCUGUGAGUGCUGAGGUAUCACAGACGGAUCAUGCGACGCUUGAUACCUCAGUUCGUUUACCAGUGCCCGAGCCGAAUGAAGAGGUGUUUGAGUUAGCUGUCCGAAUGCCUGAUGGACACCGGGAAGUGUUUCGAUUGGCGUCUACACUUACGUUGCAGAACUUACGCAUCCAUCCCCCUCCGAUGUCUGCUUCGUCCGGAUUCGUCAAAACUGUGAUGAUUCUUUUGGAGAGCACAGCCGGUACAGGGCAUCGCAUUGUUGCAUUUCGCCCUAAAGUAGUUACCGGUCGUAAGGAAAAAGUCGCGUUCGAUCCAUUGGUCCAACGAGAAGUCCUCUAUCGGGAGUUGCGUAAAAUACGAUCGCUCCGGAAAGCUGCUCCGUGA
Echinostoma caproni is the source of this 606-nucleotide messenger RNA. The record is from the annotation of a GenBank genome assembly. NCBI's taxonomy places the organism in Eukaryota, Metazoa, Platyhelminthes, Trematoda, Plagiorchiida, Echinostomatidae.